This is a messenger RNA of Tetranychus urticae (two-spotted spider mite), 1726 nucleotides long. RefSeq lists its product as uncharacterized. Lineage: Eukaryota; Metazoa; Arthropoda; Arachnida; Trombidiformes; Tetranychidae. The record is from RefSeq and is a predicted model, not a curated record. Gene Ontology annotation, molecular function: NADP binding; flavin adenine dinucleotide binding; N,N-dimethylaniline monooxygenase activity.
AGAAUAUCUCCCUAAGAAUAUAACUGAGAGCUGAAAGAGUUACACCUUCGCUUAAGAUUGCAAGAAUACAGAGAAAACGUUAUCAACAAGAUUUCACCAGAGUGAACAGCUUCCAUAUCAACUAGAUAACUAAUCGCCCUAUUUGUCAAUUUUUAAAAUAUAUUAUAUUAGACUGUUCAGAAAGACUGAUGAAACUCUUUGAUGUAGAGCAAGACUUGUUCAAUCUUCCCUAGUUUUUGCCUCUCUCCUGUUCAUGUUUACAUUUCACUCUUAACCUCGACUAUCAAACGCAACAAUUCAAGAUGAACGGUAAUGGUACUACUCGUCGCUCAGUGGCAAUUAUUGGUGCUGGUCCAGCUGGAUUGGUGGCAGCGCAAAAAUUUCUUCAACGAAAGGAUCUUUUCGAUGUUACUGUUUUUGACCAACAAGCUGAUAUUGGUGGAACCUGGAUCUAUUGUGAAGACACAGAAACCAAUAAAUAUGGACUUGCAGUUCCGUCAAGUAUUUACCGAAAUUUAAGGACCAAUCUUCCCACAGCAUUAAUGGAGUUUGAUGAUUUCCCUCACAAUCAAAAUCCAAGUGGAUUCAUCACUCACCAACAAGUCCUUCAAUAUUUACAAGAUUUUGCUCAUCACUUUAAUAUAAAAAAAUACACUAAGUUUUUACAUUUAGUAACAAAGAUAUACCGAGAUAAUGAUUUAUGGUUUGUGGAUUAUCGUAAUCUUGAGACUCAAGAUUCCUUCACGCAGACAUUUGAUGUCGUCUGUAUAUGCCAAGGACGCUUUUCAGUGCCAUAUAUUCCAGAUGAUAUUCCCGGCUUGAAUAAUUUCAAGGGAUUGCAGAUGCAUACACACACUUACCGAGUACCCGAAGCGUUUCAAAACAAAAGAGUGGCUAUUUUAGGAGGUGGACCUUCAGGAAUUGACAUUGCUCUUGAAGUGGUCGACUUUGCCAGUGAAACCUAUUUAUGUUAUACUGUCAAGGAAAAUGGUAAACUACAUCCAUUGGGUGAUAAAAUAAUUCAACCAGGAGCCAUAUUCAAAUCAGUCGGGGAAGAUUCAAUUGAAUUAACGAAUGGCACUGUUUUAAGAAACAUUGAUGCAAUUAUCUUUGCAACUGGCUAUCAAAUUGAUCUAAACAUAAUUGAUCCUUCAUGUGGAAUUGAAGGAGGUGAAGGUCGAGUUGAUGGUUUAUUCAUGCACAUGAUCAACAUUAAUUAUCCAACAAUGGCAUUCUUUGGUUUGAUGGAAAAGAUUCCAGUCAUUAACUUUUUCUGUCAAAUGGCAAAGUAUUUUGUUCGAACCUUGACAGGAGAGGCUGAACUUCCAUCUAGAGAUGAAAUGAUUUUUGAUCUUGAAGCUGAUAGGAAGGAAAGACAAUCAAUGAAUACAAAAUUGAAACAUUCACACCGAAUGUUUUGUGAUCAAAUGUGGCGUUAUGACGAGAAAAUCAGCGUUUUAGGCAGAUUCAAGCCACUUCCAGCUUUAACUAAAGCACUUUAUGAUGAAUGUUAUGCACUGAGAUGGCGAGAAACCAAAUACAAAGAUUACCAAUUCGUUCUUAAUGAUGACGGAGAAACAUUUAAAGUUGUAAAAAAAUAGAUGAAACUUGAGUUGACCAUUGAACACUUAAUUAUUGGUCUAAAUAACAAGAACUCUUUAAUUCUGUAUUGAUUAAAAAAGUAAUCAGGAUUAAAUAUUAAAUUAUUAAAGAGGAUUGUAUUAAA